Messenger RNA from Salvia hispanica, 2421 nucleotides. Its product is annotated as Metallopeptidase M24 family protein. Lineage: Eukaryota; Viridiplantae; Streptophyta; Magnoliopsida; Lamiales; Lamiaceae. Gene Ontology annotation, molecular function: metalloaminopeptidase activity. The record is from RefSeq and is a predicted model, not a curated record.
AUAGCACAGUUGCGUCUUCCUCUUCCCUUGCGUUUCACCAACAUACAACAACAAAGCAGCACAAAACAGCACACCUUAUCCUCUCUCUCUCUCUCUCUCUCUCUCUCUCACAGCUUGAAUUCCAAUCUUCAUGGAGUCUGCCCUAUCUCUCUCCACCGCUAAAAUGCUCGCUCGCUCCCCUUUUCAGCUUCACGCCCGGAGUCGCUUCGGCCUCCUCAACAUAUACCCCCAAUUUCGCCGCAAUAUCAACUAUUACCUCCCCAGAUUCCCCUUCAAAUCACACGCUCCUCAUAACCUCCAAGUUUCCGCCUCCAUAUCAGCCAGGCCCUCCUCGGAGCUGCGGAAGAAGCCCAACAACUCUGAGCCCGACGACAAGCUCACCGCGAUACGCGAGCUCUUUGUCAGGCCCGAUAUCAACAUUGAUGCCUAUAUCAUUCCAUCUCAGGAUGCUCAUCAGAGUGAAUUUAUUGCUGAGUGCUAUACAAGGAGAGCAUACAUAUCAGGUUUUACUGGUAGUGCAGGCACUGCUGUUGUCACAAAAGAUAAAGCAGCUCUUUGGACAGAUGGUCGCUACUUCCUCCAGGCUGAGCAACAGUUGCCCUCUGGCUGGAUUCUCAUGAGGGCUGGUAAUUUAGGAGUACCUACGACGAGUGAGUGGCUCAAUGGAAUCCUGGCUCCUGGCAGCAGAGUUGGGAUAGACCCUUUCCUGUUUUCUUCCGAUUCUGCAGAUGAAUUGAAAGAGGCCAUAUCUCAGAAGAAUCAUGAGUUGGUGUGCGUAUCUGAUGUUAAUCUCGUGGAUGAGAUAUGGAAAGAAUCCAGACCAAAGCCUCCAAAUAGACUUGUCAGAGUUCAUGACCUGAAAUAUGCUGGUGUAGAUGUGUCAUCCAAGCUGUCUUCAUUGAGAUCUGAACUAAGUAAUGCUGAUUCAUCUGCAAUUGUUAUCUCAAUGCUGGAUGAGAUUGCAUGGCUGUUGAACUUGAGAGGUAGUGAUAUACCACAUUCACCAGUCAUGUAUGCCUAUUUAAUCGUUGAGAUUGAUGGAGCAAAAUUGUUUAUAAAUGAUGCCAAAAUCAACCCUGAUGUAAUGGAUUAUUUGAAGAAUGCUGGGAUUGAGGUGAGACCAUACGAGUCCAUCCUUUCUGAAGUUGAAAGUUUGGCUGCAAAAGGGGCAUGCCUUUGGCUGGACACAUCAUCUGUUAGCAUUGCAAUUGUGAAUGCUUUCAAAUCUGCCUGUGAUAAGUACUCUGGCACUUCCGGAAAUGUCAAUAAAAACAAAAGGACUGUGGCAAAUGGCCCUGUCAACAAGUCACGUGGACCUGCUGCAGUGUAUAAGAGCUCACCUAUUUCUUUUGCUAAAGCCAUAAAAAAUGAAGCUGAAUUAGAAGGAAUGCGCAACUCUCAUCUCAGGGAUGCAGCAGCUAUGGCCCAGUUUUGGGCAUGGCUAGAGGAGGAAAUUGGUAGUGGUGCCAUUUUGACAGAAGUAGAUGUUGCGGAUAAGCUUCUUGAAUUCCGAUCUAGGCAAGAUGGUUUUCUGGAUACAAGUUUUGAUACUAUAAGUGGUUCCGGUGCAAAUGGUGCAAUCAUUCAUUACAAACCAGAACCUAACAAUUGUAGCAUAGUAGAUCCCGAGAAACUCUUCCUACUGGAUAGUGGAGCUCAAUAUAUUGAUGGAACAACUGAUAUUACUAGGACUGUACAUUUCGGCCAACCUUCUUCAUGGGAAAAAGAAUGUUUCACCAGAGUCCUUCAGGGUCAUAUUGCUCUUGAUCAGGCUAUUUUUCCUGAUAAUUACCCUGGAUUUGUAUUAGAUUCCUUUGCAAGAUCAUCAUUGUGGAAGAUUGGUCUUGAUUACCGUCAUGGUACUGGUCACGGAGUAGGAGCUGCACUGAAUGUUCAUGAAGGCCCUCAAAGUAUCAGCUUUCGCUUUGGAAAUAUGACCCCAUUGCUGAGGGGCAUGAUUGUCAGCAACGAACCUGGUUAUUAUGAAGACCAUGCAUUUGGCAUCAGGAUUGAAAAUCUUCUUUGUGUGAAAGAGGCGAACACAUCAAAUCGCUUUGGAGGAGUGGAGUAUUUGGGUUUCGAAAAACUCACAUUUGUACCUAUUCAGACCAAAUUGUGCGACUUAUCGCUACUCUCUACCACUGAGAUAGAUUGGCUCAACGAUUACCACAAGCAAGUUUGGGAGAAAGUGUCUCCCUUUGUGGAAGGUUCUACAUAUCAGUGGCUCAAGGAUAACACGAGACCAGUUGUCAAGCCUUGAUACACUUCUUGUCAAAGUGUGCAUAUAUGUAAACAUAUUGUUCGAUUUCAUAUAAAACUAAAAUGUGGUAUGCUGACUGCCAGAUGAUUUCUCUUGUACAAUUGUAACUAAUGCUGCUAUUAAUCAUGAAAAUAGUCAAUCAAAUUGUGCAUCUUCUUCUA